CCCAUUUUACCUUUUGCUGUCCUUCUUUCCUUCUCUAUAAUCCUAAAAUCGCAGCCGUGCACCACAGUCAAAUCUAAAUCUCUGCCGCUGGAAUACAUCUUACCAAGUUGGUAAUGGGUAAUAAGCGAAAAGCUCGCGAAGUUCAUUCGGACGAUGAUGAUUUGUCGAAAAAGCGUGGUAAGAGAAUGGAUGAUGGUGAUAACGCUGGCGUAAAGCCGCAGUUGCUACCAUCGAUGAUUAAAAACAAAGAUAAACGGGCGGCUGUGUAUGCCAAGAUUAAGCAAGAAAAGAAACUAGAGAAGAAAAAGAUUGCCAAGGCUCGUGAAGCGUUGGAGAGCCGUGCGCUUGAGCUUGGAGAAGCGCUUCCGCCAAGGAAGAUUCCACGAACGCUUGAGAAUACUAGAGAAGAGGAUGAAACUGUUUGCAAGGCUGGCGAUGAAGAGCUUCUUGCUGGCAAUGAUGCUGAUGAGUUCAGUGCAGUUUUAAAAGAUGGUCGGGAGCCAAAAGUACUGAUGACCACCUGUCGUUUUAAUUCUACGAGGGGACCGGCAUUAAUCAAAGAUUUACUCACCAUUGUCCCCAAUUCAGAGUACUAUAAGAGAGGAACAUACGAUUUGAAGAAGAUUGUGGAUUAUGCAAACAACAAAGAAUAUACAUCUGUCAUUGUUGUCCACACCAGCCGUAGAGAACCAGAUGCUCUCUUGGUUAUUGGAUUGCCCAAUGGACCUACAGCUCAUUUCAAGCUGACAAAUCUUGUAUUGCACAAGGAUCUCAAGAAUCAUGGAAACCCUACCAGUCAUAAACCCGAGCUAGUGCUGAACAACUUUACAACACGCCUAGGUCAUCGUGUUGGAAGGUUAAUAGAAUCACUCUUUCCACAAGAUGCUGAAUUAAAAGGUCGACGAGUUGUCACUUUUCACAAUCAACGAGAUUUUAUAUUCUUCCGUCAUCAUAGGUACAUUUUUGAAAAUAAAGGAGAGAAGAAGGAUGCAAAUGAUAAUAACAAGGAUAACGGGGAGGAGAAGAAGACUCUGACAAAGGAUGUAAUUGCUCGUCUGCAGGAAUGUGGCCCUCGUUUCACCCUAAAGUUAAUAAGUUUACAGCAUGGGACCUUUGAUACAAAGGGAGGGGAGUAUGAGUGGGUUCACAAGCCGGAAAUGGACACCAGCAGAAGAAGGUUUUUCUUGUGAUCUGCUACUGAAACUGGAGCUUCAGAUUGUUAAGCUGUUAUUAGCCUCUCUGUUUUCACAUUUUUGUCUACAUCUUAUAUAGAAGUUAAUUAUUCCCGUGAAACCCAAAAUUUUGUGAAUCACUUCAGUUGUUUUCUAUCUAUAAUAAUAGUAUUUGACCAA
Messenger RNA from Erigeron canadensis, 1352 nucleotides. Its product is annotated as ribosome production factor 1. Gene Ontology annotation, cellular component: nucleolus; preribosome, large subunit precursor. Bases 114 to 1190 code for a protein of 358 amino acids. The transcript is spliced from 12 exons. NCBI's taxonomy places the organism in Eukaryota, Viridiplantae, Streptophyta, Magnoliopsida, Asterales, Asteraceae. Gene Ontology annotation, molecular function: rRNA primary transcript binding. The record is from RefSeq and is a predicted model, not a curated record. Gene Ontology annotation, biological process: maturation of LSU-rRNA; maturation of 5.8S rRNA.